ACCAACAAGGAAAACACACUAAAAUAUUGUCCAAAAUAUAUAUGUGUUGUACAAAUCACUAGGUGACCAAUGUGCAUGGAGGCAAUCCAAAUCUUGUCUUUUUGACUCUGGUUUGAUUUUAUUGGCGUCCAAAUCAGGCUAAGACACGCAUUUCUGGGAGCCAGCUUUCACGGAUAUUGCUCCACCUCACCAUUCACCUUGUCUACUUUUCCUUGGGAUCCAACUAUGAUACGAUUAUUGAAUACUCAAGUGGAUUGAAUAUUCAGGCCUUUGGGCUCAGAAUCUGAUCUGGGUAUCACAGUUCUUGGCCAAUUUGCACUGUUUGUUCCCUUCUUUGCGACCUUUUGUUUGUUGAUCAGGUGCAUGGGUUCUAAUUCUCAUCUGGGUGCUGCAGUUAUUGUAACUUGCAGUAACUGAACAUCUGGUGGUGCUCUGUAUGACUAGAUAAAUCCAUCUAUAUAUGACAAAAGGUGAUGCUAGACAGUAGGUUUUGAUAUCAAUCUGAUUUUGAGGAGAGGAAGAUACCAUCAUUGACAAUUGAGGGAAGAAAACAUGUAUGCUGGAGGAGGCUUCUGCCAUGAAGUGACUGAGUCUUGCACUGCAUCCGCGGAUUUGGAUCCGGCAAGUUCCAGUGCCGAGUUAAGGAGUUCUGCUUACAGAAAAGCUGCCUCUGGUUUAGGUGGAAAUCCUGGAAGGUCAUCAAACAAUGAUGUGCAUGAGCUACUUGAGUGCCCUGUUUGCAUGAAUCUAAUGUACCCUCCAAUAUACCAGUGUCCAAAUGGCCACACUCUAUGUUCAAACUGCAAGGCUAGAGUGCACAACUUUUGCCCCACAUGCCGCCAUGAGCUUGGAAAUAUAAGGUGCUUGGCUUUAGAGAAAGUAGCAGAGUCACUAGAGCUCCCAUGCAGGUACCAAGUAUUGGGUUGUCACGAUAUAUUCCCAUAUUACAGCAAGCUCAAACAUGAGAAACACUGUAAAUAUCGUCCCUACAACUGCCCUUAUGCUGGAGCUGAUUGUUCGGUCACUGGUGAUGUCCCACUCCUUGUCAUGCAUCUCAAGAAGGAUCACAAGGUUGAUAUGCAAGAUGGAUGUACUUUCAGCCACAGAUAUGUGAAAUCCAAUCCUCAAGAAGUUGGAAAUGCUAUAUGGAUGUUAACUGUCUUCAACUGCUUUGGCCGUCAGUUCUGCUUGCACUUUGAGGCAUUCCAUCUUGAAACGGCGCCCGUUUACAUGGCCUUCCUGCGAUUCAUGGGUGAUGAAGAUGAGGCCAAGCAAUUUAGUUACAGUCUGGAAGUUGGCGGAAAUGGCAGGAAACUUACAUGGCAAGGUAUACCAAGGAGUAUCAGGGAUAGCCAUAAAAAGGUAAGGGAUAGUCAAGAUGGAUUAAUUAUUCAGAGAAAUCUGGCACUCUUCUUUUCUGGCAGCAAUAGGCAGGAGUUGAAGCUGAAAGUUGCUGGUCGUAUAUGGAAAGAGCAAUGAGAUAUUAUAAUAACUACUUUAAAAGGCUGAAUAGAUAAAUUCAUUUAUUACACUGUAAAUGGGUAGAUUCUGUGUUUCUUGUUAAAUUGAGAUCAAUUAUCAUUAAUUUGCAAUCUAGGAAGACAAGGCAUCUUUCCUUGUGA
Molecule: messenger RNA, 1622 nt
Organism: Alnus glutinosa
Lineage: Eukaryota; Viridiplantae; Streptophyta; Magnoliopsida; Fagales; Betulaceae
Product: E3 ubiquitin-protein ligase SINAT2-like
Exons: 4
Coding region: 553-1479 (308 amino acids)
Biological process (GO): ubiquitin-dependent protein catabolic process; multicellular organism development
Cellular component (GO): cytoplasm
Molecular function (GO): ubiquitin protein ligase activity; zinc ion binding; protein binding
Source: RefSeq, a predicted model, not a curated record